Molecule: messenger RNA, 1329 nt
Organism: Dreissena polymorpha
Lineage: Eukaryota; Metazoa; Mollusca; Bivalvia; Myida; Dreissenidae
Product: protein FAM72A-like
Exons: 4
Coding region: 245-703 (152 amino acids)
Cellular component (GO): cytosol
Source: RefSeq, a predicted model, not a curated record
UUCAGUUACAGCUAAGUAUUGCACGUGAUUCAGCGUCUUCGACAUUUUACUGUUGAAAAUUACGUGGAAUACUUUUUUUAUGUCAAUAUUAAACGUGCAAGUUAUUUAAUUUACAGAGCAUUUACUCAUACAGCAUAAAUUAUUAUCAUCAUUUGAGCUGAGUGAACAUUUUGAUUAGUAUAAAUCCUAGACAGCUACUUUCGGUUUCCUAUUAGAUUUUAUAUUUGUAGACUCGUUCUUGGAAAUGGAAAGUUUUGACGCAUGCAAAAAUUCCGUAAAUCCAGCAGUUUUAAAUGAAGAUGUGUACCUUCUAGACUGUGUAUUUUGUGACAGCAGACUCUGCGAAAGAGGAUUAAAAUCCUUUCUGAUAGCUGAUGAAAAGGUGGAACUUUUUUCUACUGACCAAGUUGACCGAGGUCUUGUGGAGUUGACAGAUGACCGGUUUCGUACAGACAGGUGUUUUUGUCAGAUUCAGGACAUAGCAUGUCUUCAGUGUGGCAAUGUGGUAGGGUACCAUGUGUCGAUGCCAUGUCGACCCUGUCUGGAGUCACAGAACAAUGGACACUUCUGGAUGUUCUACAGACACUCCAUCAUUCCUCAUCAACGAGUCAACUCGAAUGGGACAGCUACAAUGAUUUGGGGAGAUUUUAUGCAUGAGAAGGAGGACCAUUUAUGUGAAGCAUGGAGUGAAUGUGAACGAUAGGCACCGCUGACUUUUUAACCGAUAUGUUAUCAAAGAUGUUACGUUUCAUCAACAUUUGACAAAUACAUUGAUUGUAUGGUGCCAUUCUAUUCAGAUUGUAUUACUCCUGCUGACAAGAAUACAUUUUUCCAAGGACAAUCCUAUGAGAUGAAAUACAUGUUUUGUGUAUUCCAUACAUAUCCUGAUUGUAUGGGAACAACAUUUGUUUCUCUAUUUCAGGAGGAAAAUGUUAACAAUAAUUGUGAUAUGUUUGUCCUUUGUGUAAAUAAUAUAUCUCUGUAUGUGUAUUACAUAAACAAAUUGUUAGUAAGUGCAAUAAGUGCUACUCUCCAUGAUUAGACUGAGUUGGUGCUUGUUUAUUUAAUUGACAGGUUUCUAGAUUGAAUACAAUAUUAAAUGGCAUUAUUGCACAAAAAAACAACAUCGCUUGUAGUAAAAUGUGUGUGGCUGUUUAAUGAUUGUGGCUUCCAUGAUCUUAUUUGGGUGAUGGCAAACAUGGGUAGAUGUUAAAAGAAUGAAAAUCAAACCUGUGCAUAACUUGCAAAACAAGCUACUGAAUAUUGCUCAUUUUCAGUUACAUGUUGUCUGUUGAACAGAUUUAUUUCAAUAAAAUACAUACUCUGAAA